AUGGUCGGUCAAACGACUGAGCUGAAGCGACAGCUCAAGAGCCGUCAUCUGCAAAUGAUAGCAAUCGGUGGCACAAUUGGAACUGGACUAUUCAUUGGAAGUGGCUCUGCAUUGGCGACAGCUGGUCCGAUUGGAUCUCUAAUUGCCUAUGUCUUCGUCGGGACCAUCGUGUACUCUGUCAUGGUCUCCCUUGGUGAGAUGACCACAUAUAUCCCAGUCUCGGGCGCCUUCACUGCAUACGCAAGUCGUUUCGUCGACCCAACUCUUGCAUUUGCUAUGGGAUUUAUCUACUGGUUUUCAUGGGCCAUUACAUACGCUCUUGAGCUGAGUGUAGCUGGCUACAUCAUUCAAUACUGGGAUCCUAGUCUCAAUAUCGGCAUCUGGAUUGGAGUAUUCUGGGUUCUCUUCACCUCAAUCAACUUUCUCCCAGUAAGCUUUUACGGCGAACUGGAAUUCUGGUUUGCAAGCAUCAAAGUCGUCACCAUCAUCGGCUUCAUGAUCUUUGCCAUCUGCGUCGACGCCGGCGUCGGCAAGCAGCCCUAUCUCGGCUUCCACAACUGGCUGCACCCAGGCCCCUUUGUCCCCUAUCUCAUCACAGGCAACGACUCCCUCGCCAAAUUCGUCGGCUUCUGGGCCGUCCUCAUCAAAGCAGGCUUCGCCUACCAAGGCACCGAACUCCUCGCCAUCGCCGCCGGCGAAACCAAGAACCCUCGCAAAGAAGUCCCCUCCGCCGUCCGCAAAACCUUCUUCCGCAUCCUCUUCCUCUUCUGCCUCACAAUCUUCUUCAUCGGCCUGCUCGUGCCCUCCGACAACGACGCCCUCCUCAGCGACGCAAGCGACGCCUCCGCCUCCCCUCUCGUCAUCGCCGCCAACCUCGCCGGCAUCGCCGUCCUGCCCUCCAUCAUCAACGCCGUCCUCCUUACCGCCGUCCUCUCCGCCGCAAACUCAAACGUCUACUCCGGCAGCCGCAUCCUGCUCGGCCUCGCAAAAGAAAACCUUGCCCCGUCCUUCUUCGCCCGCACCACCCGUCGCGGCGGCGUGCCCGUCCUAGCCGUCUGCGCUACCGCCGUCUUCGGCCUGCUCGGCUUUCUCAACCUCAGUGCCUCCGGCGGCAACGUCUUCAACUGGCUGCUCAACAUCACUGCCGUUGCAGGCUUCAUCGUCUGGGCUUGUAUCGGCGUCUGUCAUCUGCGCUUCAUGGACGCGCUCAAGGCCCGUGGUCAGAGCCGUGACACGCUGCCUUACAAGGCCCCGCUGCAGCCUUACUUGACGUGGUAUGGCUUGUUUUUCAACGUGCUCAUCAUCCUCACGCAGGGCUUCACGGCGUUUAUCCCCUUUAGCGUCACGGAUUUCUUCGUUGCGUAUGUCAGUCUGUUGUUGUUUGUGGCGCUGUGGGUCGGGCAUAAGCUCGUCUGUCGCACCGCGUUCGUUCGCGCUGCGGAGGCGGAUCUGGACUCUGGCAGGCGGGAGAUUGACGAGUUGGAUCUGCUGGAAGAAGAGGCUGCGGCGUCGUCGUUGUCGUUCAAGGAGAGGAUGAGGCGGUGGCUUUGA
Pseudovirgaria hyperparasitica is the source of this 1551-nucleotide messenger RNA. Its product is annotated as amino acid permease. Gene Ontology annotation, cellular component: membrane. The transcript has 3 exons. Gene Ontology annotation, biological process: amino acid transmembrane transport. The record is from RefSeq and is a predicted model, not a curated record. NCBI's taxonomy places the organism in Eukaryota, Fungi, Ascomycota, Dothideomycetes, Acrospermales, Acrospermaceae. Bases 1 to 1551 code for a protein of 516 amino acids. Gene Ontology annotation, molecular function: amino acid transmembrane transporter activity.